Molecule: messenger RNA, 3817 nt
Organism: Sorghum bicolor (sorghum)
Lineage: Eukaryota; Viridiplantae; Streptophyta; Magnoliopsida; Poales; Poaceae
Exons: 4
Coding region: 333-3377 (1014 amino acids)
Source: RefSeq, a predicted model, not a curated record
UAUAUAUAUGUAUUCUCAUCACUCAGGCUAUAGGUCGCCUCUCUCCGCCCCAAACGCGUAAACAAACAAACAAACAUUGUUCGAUUCGACGACGCUAAGCUAGUUACUCCAUCAAACCGAUCGAGGCACGAGAUCGAUUAACUACUAAUCGAUGGGUUAGAUAAUUUGUGAUCUAAACGGAACCUGCUGGUGGCCCAGAUAUACCAGCAGUCAUUCAAGUAUAUUGUUGCUCAAGAGUCAAGAAUCAAGACAGAUGCAUGUACAUGUAUCUAUAUAAACCGGCCGGCAAAUCAGGAGCUGCAUGCUAGUUAAUUAAUCCAAGCCAUUCCAUCAUGCGAACUGAGGUUAUCAAGGCCGAUAGCAUCGAGGCAGCCGCCGGACGAAUUCUCGAUGAACUGAAGGAGGGCAAUAACAACAGCAGCAGAGGCAUCACUGGAGGCAGGGAGCAUGUCAUCUACUUCGACGGCUGGGACGGACUGGGGGCGUCCGCUGUCCUCCGAGCCGUUGCACAGCGCCUCACCCCAGGAGCUUUGGAGGCCCAGGGUGAAUUGCGGUUCGAUCAGAUCAUCCACAUCGACUGCUCCAAGUGGGAGAGCAGGAGAUCGCUGCAGAGGGCUAUCGCUGAGCAGCUGGACCUCCCUGCCCAGGUGAUGGAGUUGUUCGACAGGCAAGAUGAGGAGGACGAUUUUCAUGGGAUCCCCAGGGGCUCUCGCACUGAGAUACCACAAGUCCUGGAGGCCAUGUAUCAAUGCAUACAGAAGCUCAACCACAGGUUCUUGGUGAUUCUUCACAACGGGAGCAGCCAGGAGAUUGACCUGUCCACCUUUGGCUUCCCUCUGUUCGGAUACUCGACCAACAAGGUCCUCUGGACAUUCCAAGGGAGAUUCCGGCUUAAACCCAGGAUGAAGGUCGAUAAGGCCAUUCAGACCACUGCAAGGAAGACGGAGGUUUUCCUCUCCGCCUCACGCGAUGAGAGAGAUCCACAGGAGCUCUGGUCUUUCCUUGUUCAUCAAGAGGUUGAUGAAAUCAUUACUGCCGGAGGCAUCAUCACUCAGUCGGUUGCCGCUAAGUGUGUCUCGUAUCUACUGAGGCUGUGCUGCAUGCGCCAUUUCUUCAGCAUAGACUAUGAUUUGGCCACCCACAGCUGCAACUACUGGAUCUGUGAAGGCAUCAUACAGCAAGGGCAGGGCACCGAUCAAGAAGACGAAGAACAGGCUUGGAGAGUUGCUGAUGCUAUGCAGCAUGAGAUGAGACUGGAUGUGCAGUAUUUGCCCCUCUUUGACAUGGUAAUAAUGCGUGGUGAGACCACCACCAUGCCAUCCUCCUCCAGCACUUCACCACCCUACUGGCAUUUGCCAGUACCAGCCGUAGCCAUUCCUAACCUAGACAUGCUCCAACAUUAUCCUGAAAAACAAAUAAGCAUUCUCAAGCUCUCUCGCCGCACCAUUAGCCCUUCAUCACCACCCUUCCUCUACUGCCAUGGCCUUAAGUUCCUAUGGCUCGACCACUGUGAAGACCUAGAAGAAAUCAACACAAUUGAGACAACAGGGAAGGAGGAGGACAUCAGCCAAUGCUUCCAGAGUCUGUGGGUGCUAGACGUGCGAUAUACACGCUGCAAGAGGAUCUUGUCUGCACGGAUGCUGGGAUUCAUGACUCACCUCAGGGAGCUAAAUGUGGUGGGAGCACAGGAUUGGGACAUCGGCCAGCUGCAGAGCCAACUACCUAACAUCCGAAAGCUCCGAGUAACAAAGUCAACAUUAGGCUGCUCGGAAAAUAACUUGUUCUUGGGAAUGAACAAGAUGGAGCUUCUUGACUUUUCAGGGAACCAUACAAAAUUUUCUGGGUUGAGCACUAGCAGCAACCAGCUUGAGACUAUGAUCAUUACUGAUGGGUGUGUUGGGAUACAAAAGUUCUCUUUCAAGGGAUGUUCUAAGCUGAAGAAUCUGUUGUUGCGUGGACUGUUUGAGGGACUUUGCAUCAUAGACUUGUCGGCCACAGCAGUCAAAAUACUUGAUCUCAGUGCCAUGACAGCUCGGAGCCUGAAUGAGCUCUUCUUGAAUGACUGCCACAAGCUUUGUGCAAUCCUGUGGCCAUCACCAGAAGUCAAGAACAAAAGUUACUUCAAGAAGCUGCACAUUGACACCACGGGGUCAUCGGCACUCAUGAAAGAGAACUCCACAGACGGUGUCACUGCCCCCAGUGUCAUGACAUCAUCAUCGGCAUCAUUAUCUGUGGUUCAUGGUGCUAGAGCACCCUCAGAAUUUGAUUGGUGUAUCAAGCUAAAAGAUGCAAGGCUCCUCAGGUCACUUGUGCCGCCCUUCAAAGAAUAUUUCACUACCAAAUUUGUACAUGUGGAGAUUUACUCUUCUGCCCCUGCUUUUUCUCCUGGCAACGACGACAAAGAUGUUGAGGUCACCUUUGAAGACCAUCCACUUCUGCAGCCAAGUGAAGGUGACGCUCCCAUGCUCACCCCAUGCCCAAGUAUUCCUUCUCAUGAUGCCCUGUCCUUCUACGCCCACAUACAAGACCAGAAGCUAAGGUGCACUAAAUCAUUGCCGGAGGGUGAACAGACUAUGACUAGUAUUGUUAUACCAGAUAUAAUAUGUCGCAGUACUUAUAUCCUGCAUGUGCAUGAUAGCUUGUCCAUCACCAAUAUCCCAGGCCCUGCUCCUACACUAGGUUCAACAUGGCGCUAUCUAGAGUGGUGCCGAGUUGAGCGGUGCCCAAAGUUGGAAUAUGUCUUCACCACUCCUCAGUUGCAAGGAAGAGAUGAUGUCUUCGUCUUUUAUUUUCUACAGACAUUCUGGGCAUCAGAGCUCCCUAAAGCACGUUACAUAUGGAAUUGGACCCCGUUCCAGUUUAAGGCAACAUUUAAUGGUUUGAAAUUGCUGCACAUUGACUUGUGCCCCAGGCUGAUACAUGUACUGCCCUUGGUUCCAAUGGUGAACCAAAGUCUACGAUAUCUCGAGACGCUCGAGAUCGUGUGGUGUGGUGAUCUGAGGGAGGUCUUCCCCUUGUACACCACAGAUGCCAAAAGCAAACAAGAACAACAACAAUCAGCAACAACUACCAUGGAGUUCAAGCAUCUGAAGCGUAUCCAUCUGCAUGAGCUUCCAAAGCUGCAGGGCAUCUGUGGGCAAUGGAGGAUAUCCGCGCCCAAGCUCGAGACUGUGAAAAUCACGGGCUGCUGGAGCCUCAAGCGCCUGCCGGCCGUCAGCAAAAAGCCAAGCAAGAUGGUAGAGUGUGAUUGUGAGAAGGAAUGGUGGGACAGGCUGCACUGGGAUGGGUUGGAGGCCAAUCACCACCCUUCCCUGUACAACCCAACCCACUCACGGUACUACAAGAAGACCCUGCUCAAGGGCUCCGUGCUUAGAUGACUGAGGUGGGCAGAUGGACGAUGAUACUCUGCUUCGCCCUCACCUGCUUGUAUUUCAUCCCCUGCUUUGGGUUGACUGGUUUGUAUUUCUUCAUGGCCCCUGUAUGCUGUAUCUGCACCAGCCUGCACUGUGGAUUGGUUCCUCUUUGGUUUGUCAAUCAGUGCCGUCAUCAUGCUAUCUUAUUGUUAGAGAUAUAAGAUGGUGUGAUACAGAUUGAUGUAUCUCUGCUCUGAGUAGUAGAGAAAUGAAUAAGGGAGACCGAGAGGCCGGCUAACUGCUGCUGCUGCUUGUGCUCCUGUCUUGUGUGUUCCAGCUUGUGGUGUGAUGUGGUCUCUUGUCAGGUUGCUUGAGUUUGUUCUCAUGAUUUUUAACACUUUUUGUUGUACUUUCACUAAACAUGGAUGGAUGAAUAAAAUAUUGAUACUUGUGUGCUUGGUUUG